CUCAUGAAACAUCCAACACUUUACGUGUUGCGUUUAUAUUUUUGUUUUUUGUUGUUACUAUCAGUUUUAGGAACAUUUACCCAAAAUAUGACAUCAGCGAUAAUCAAAAUGUUGAAAAUCUGUGAAUGUCUAAAUAAGAAAUUGGUCCAAUUAAACAGCAAUGUGUCGAACCCUUUCAACAACGGGGAGAUGUUACUGAUGUGCUUUGUAUCUGCGACGUAAAAACAAGUUUUGGACUUCCACACAAAAUUACUUCUUUAGUUAUUUUAUGUUUAAGGAAGUGUGUAGGUCACAUUCUGUAUCAUACAGCUAUGAAUGUUAUAUAUUUAGAACCACCUGUUUAAUUGGAAUCCAGCGACGUCUGUGUCUUCAGUGUCCUAGAACUGUCUAGUUUUUUGUGUUCUGACUUGUAAAACAGGAUGAAUAAGUAAAUGUAAACAUAGCAGUAAUUACCAGGAAGCUCUACAUUUGUUUUAAAAUCACACUAAGAUUGUUAACACUGGCCUCAGUUUAUUGAGAGAUCUGAUUUAGGAUUUACCCUCGUAGCAAGGUUUUUUUAUCAUGUGGUUUCAUUUGGGUCUCUAUUUAAAAAUAACACUAUCUUUGGCAGGAGAAAGACCAGACUCAGAGGAACCAGAGCCAGGGACGUCCAAACCAGCAAGACGACACCACUGCUCCCAGUGUGGACAGUGUUUCAACCACAAAGCACACCUGAAACAACAUGAGAGGAUACACACAGGGGAGAAGCCUUACCACUGCUUCCAAUGUGGAAGGUGUUUCAACCAGUCGGGGGCGCUGAAACGACAUGAGAGAAUACACACAGGAGAGAAGCCUUACCACUGCUCCCAAUGUGGAAAGUGUUUCAACCAUUCGGGGAUGCUGAAAGAACAUGAGAGAAUACACACAGGAGAGAAGCCCUACCACUGCUCACAAUGUGGAAAGUGUUUCAACCGGAGUGGACACCUGAAACAACAUGAGAAAAUACACACAGGAGAGAAGCCGUACCACUGCUCCCAAUGUGGAAAGUGUUUCAACCAUUCGGGGAUGCUGAAAGAACAUGAGAGAAUACACACAGGGGAGAAGCCUUACCACUGCUCCCAAUGUGGAAAGUGUUUCAACCAUUCGGGGAUGCUGAAAGAACAUGAGAGAAUACACACAGGAGAGAAGCCGUACCACUGCUCACAAUGUGGAAAGUGUUUCAACCGGAGUGGACACCUGAAACAACAUGAGAAAAUACACACAGGAGAGAAGCCGUACCACUGCUCCCAAUGUGGAAAGUGUUUCAACCAUUCGGGGAUGCUGAAAGAACAUGAGAGAAUACACACAGGAGAGAAGCCGUACCACUGCUCCCAAUGUGGAAAGUUUUUCAACCAGAGAGGAAACCUGAAACGACAUGUGAGAAUACACACAGGAGAGAAGCCUUACCAAUCCUCCCAGGGUGCAAACCAUUUGCCCAUUUAGGAAGCCUGAAAGAACACAUUAGACUGCACACAGAGAAGAAGGCUUAGAAACGCUCAGACUGUGGGAAAACAUAUUACUCAUAAGUCACUUAAACAUCAUGAGAGAAUCCACACAGGAGAGAGAAAUUACUUCUCUUAGCGUGUAUGUUGAUAUUUCACAUCACAUGACUUAAAAUUCAUCAGAGAACAUACACAGUGCUCCUGUUGUCUUAUAUUGUUGACUGACAAUGUGUUUACCUGUCUUUACCAUAUGUAAUUAAAUGUUACAGGGUAUACUCAAACAUAUAUUUGUUUGUUUUUAUUAGAAAACAUGAAGUGAAUAUGGAGUCUGUCAGUUUGAAUAUAAAGAAGAUCAGGUUCCUUCUUUUAAACUGUCCUUUUUUUAAACUCUGACUGUGUGUUUAUCUGGGUGUGUCAUUCCUCCAGCACUACAGAUAAUCAAGUGAUAUUUGGAUGUAAUGCAUUAGUUCCAUUGUUGACAUUUGCAUUGUAGCCCACUGAUGAUUUAAUGACAUGAAAAUGUUCAGACUCUGUAAUGGAAAAUGUUAAUUGUUUGUGUGUCCACAUAACUGAGUAUGUGACUAACCUUGUGAAACUGUAUUAUAAGCUCCUGUUCUUGGGAGUAUCAUCCUGUGUUGCAAACCAAUUUGCACCUGUGUCCUUGUAUGAAUAAAGUCCCGCCCAGGAACAGGAAACUAUAAAGAUAUGUGCUAAUCACUCAAUACUUCAGGAAUUCCGACGGUCUACACUGCACUGUGUAACUCUGUUAUUCUCUCUGAGCUCAGAAAUAAAGAAUCUUGGUUUGA
Molecule: messenger RNA, 2266 nt
Organism: Oncorhynchus nerka (sockeye salmon)
Lineage: Eukaryota; Metazoa; Chordata; Actinopteri; Salmoniformes; Salmonidae
Product: zinc finger protein 135-like
Exons: 1
Coding region: 562-1461 (299 amino acids)
Source: RefSeq, a predicted model, not a curated record